This is a messenger RNA of Daphnia carinata, 1598 nucleotides long. Its product is annotated as protein mesh-like. Gene Ontology annotation, biological process: cell-matrix adhesion. The transcript has 7 exons. Lineage: Eukaryota; Metazoa; Arthropoda; Branchiopoda; Diplostraca; Daphniidae. The coding region runs from base 35 to 1501 and encodes 488 amino acids. The record is from RefSeq and is a predicted model, not a curated record.
UGGUGAACAGUUAGUAACUCAGAAGUUGAAGGCCAUGGAUAAUCGAUGUAAGAUUUUUGUUUUUGUGGCUUUGGCCGCAUGCUUGUUGACUGCAAAUGCUUCCGAACAGGAAGGCCCGUGUGAGGACGAUUUUGAUAUCGAAUCGGCAAAAAUAAACAACGAUCUUAUGACAUCCAGAUUGGCUCCUUCUCGAGUUGAAAGGCAACUCCAAUUAAAUGACCCCGCCUACCAACCUCAACAGUCGUACGAUUUGAAGAAAGAGGAACUAGAUGAAAUCCGUAAAGAGAACAUGUACCCGUAUUACGACAAAGACGCGAACGGGGAAAAUGGUGAUCGCGUGAGGGAGAUCAACGACAAUAGCGCCCAAGUUCAGAAGCAACUCAAUUUCUGGCUUCCUUUCUCAGGUUCGAAGUUUGAUUCCAUAUGGAUUUCUAUCCAUGGUUUCCUCAGCUUCAGUGAUCCAAUGGGAUCGCCCCCAUUGCCACCCCUGCAGUUCCCCGUUCAAACUUGGCCAGUAGAUAACGGUCCAUCGUUUAUCAGCCCUUUCUACAGUCGCUGGCGCAUUGGUAGAGCGAAGGAGAGCGAUCAAGACAAGAGGGCGCCUGGUGUUUACUUUCGGUUAGAGCGUGAUUUACCCGCUAGAUUCGAUGAAUCAGGUGUUAAACUGAGAGAGAGAAUUAAGUGGGACAUUCGGGAGGCUUUUUCCGAACCAAACUUUUUUCCAAAACACGCCAUUAUUGCCACCUGGAAGAAUGUCAGCUUUGUUGGUGGAUUUAACGCAUUGGAAAUUACAAACACUUUCCAAGCCGUCAUUGUCACGGACGAAGUUGUUACCUACGCCAUGUUUAACUACGCCCAUCUUGGUUGGACUACGCAUGCUGAAGCCGGAGGCGACACUAACACUGGCCAAGGAGGUGUCCCAGCUUUUGUGGGCUUCAAUGCCGGCAACGGCACGAAAGCUUACGAAUACAAAGGAUACGCUAACCGAAUACCUGGACGCCAUGUUUUCCGAAUCGAUAGACGUGACAUGAGUGGAAACUUCUUUGACGAUGAAACGUUUCAAAAUGUGUACGCCGACAUCUUCAUUUGGAUUGCGUUUAUUGCGGCCGUCGCGUAUUGCUUUCUGCUCUUUACGUGUAUCCUAGAUAUGCUGUGGAAACUGAUGUCGAAAAUGAUGUCGAAAAUGAUACUGUUCUACCGUCACUGCCGAGGACAGCUCGGUAGUUACAAUGUAGCGAAUUCUCCUCACUCAUUGAACGACACAUCGCUCUACGUCCUCAGCAUUUCUGCCAAAGGCUCCGCACCUGCUCAUGUCGAAUCCGGUUCGAAGACGAAAGAAAGCGACAGCACGAGUCCGUUUAGUUCAGAAAUCGGCUCGAUUCGAUCCUCGCCACCUGAUAAAGGAAGGGAAACAAAUGCAAGUAUUAUUUCGACUUUCGAUCGUGGCAGUAACCAGGGCAGCACGUCCAGUGCUGUUAAAGUCAGCCCAACCGAAAGCUAGUCCAGUGGAAGCAACAGUAGCAGCAAUUGGGAACAGCGCUAUGAAUGUGUUUAUUAUACGAACAAAUCGAUCGGCGGUGCCCCAUUAAUAGAGUAAU